CGCGGUUUCUCUAUCACACCCCGUGGCAGUCGCUCGGCAGCCACCCUAUCUACCCGCUGAGCCUCGGACGCCGUCGCGCGCCACCGGGGCAUUCAGUCGGCAUCGCGUUCUACCCGCGUCCACCACGUCGAGGUCACCGCGUCGCGUCAUCCAUCACCGCUGGAGCACCGUAUCGUGACCCAGUCACCCUCGUGGCGCGCCACAUCUCGCUCGUCGAGGAUCACCCGAUUGCUGACCGAAUCAUCUGAAACGCACCAGAAUCACCCUCGAGGACACGGCCGGAACCGGCGGUCCCAAAGCCACCAGAGCCCAUCGUCCGCCUCGUCGUUCUCCGCAUUUGGACAACCGAAAUGUUUGCUCGAGUGCGGAUCGCAAAGGGGAAAAUGUUCGGCGGUUAGGCGGGGGUUGAAGAGAUGCGCGUGAAGCACCCUAUUUUCGACUCUCCAAGGUGACAAAUCGAGAAGAAAAAAAUACAAAUAUGCCGGUCGGUGGACGGGUCGCGGGUAAAGUUGGGAUCUAUAGCUCUCACUACAAUGGUAAUAUGGAUGUGGAUAUCGUUCCAUUAGGAAAGGGCUACAGUGGUAUAAACGAGGAGAUCAUUUGGAUCAGCAUAGGCAUGGGGAUCACCAUAGCGAUCUUGAUCACCAUAGCGCUGUGCUACAUCGCUCGUGAAAAGUGUCGUAAGCGGCACGAAGGUUACUACACGUCCUGACGUAUGUUUCCACCGCCCUCAUGGGCGUCCUGGUCAUUUAGCCCGACGACACCAGGAAUCCUUUUCAGUCCGACCACGUCAAGGGGUAAACCGCGGGCUUACUAUAUCACCGUCUGAAUUCUCUCAUGCCUUUCCGCAGGAAAAGCCUCGGAAGCUGCACGAAAAUUACGGAGCGGAAUAUGGAAUGAACGUAAAACUAAAAAAAAAAAAAAAAAGAAAAUGCAUGCUUUCCUUCACGUUAACGUGAUGUCGCGCACGGAAAACGGAUUUGCAUUGGGAAAAUUGAAAAUCCGGAGAUUAUGACAAAAAUCUCCGACUCCUCCACAAGGAAGUUGCUCGCAACAAAAAAAAGGAGGCAUUAAAAAGAUCGAGAGGAUUUUCUCAUUGAAACUGAAACUUGAAGAGGUCGAGAUAGAAAUGCAGAAGAGGAAAACUAUGUCACGCGCGCGUCAUUAAAUCAUAGAAGCACGACGGGAUAUUACGGUUUAUCUGAUCUGGCGAAAAGAUCGAUUUUAAAUUUCUUCGAAAUAUAAAGUUCGAACGUAUAAAGUUAUUUCACGUUUUAUCACCGGUAUAUAUACGCUCUUUGGAACACGUUUAGUAUCUCAUUCGCGGGGCGCGUUAUGGCGAUAUCACGCGUCACAGGAUUAUCGCUGUCGGGGGCUUUUCCUGAAAAGAAGAGAGAGAGCAACUUUCGCGCCAUUACGCACGUUGAAAAGGAAAGAGAGAAGAGUGGCAUUGCCUUAAAGGCUUAAAGACUAUGGAAACUCUUAUCUUAAAAUGGGGACGAGUAGUCCAGCAUAGAUUUAUAGUAGCGUCCCAUUGUGAUUAUCCGAGAUACACCACGAGUAGCUCUCCGACGUUCAACAAAUUGUGAUUUCUUCCAAACGCACCCGAGCUUGGUAUCUAGAUGGUAACAUAAUGUGUGUGUGUGUGUGUGUGUGUGGGGGGGGGGGGGGUGCGUGCGUAUGAGCGUGUAGUCAAUGGACCAUUAUUCUCAUUCGCGCCUCUACGUGUGUCCUCGGAAAGAGCUUUCCGGUGUUAAAACGUUUCUAAAAGGCGACACAACGAGAUGCCAGUGCUAGUUAAAGUGCACUGUACAGAUAAAGUAAAUGGCAAUUAGGGAGCGACUACUCAAUCACAUACAGAACAUAAGUAAAAUUUAUAGCACGCUUUCCAUCAUUCUAAUUUCUUUGAAAGAGGAAACAAAAUUGAGGUAAAUCGACUUUUAUUCGAAAGAAAGAUAUCGGUUUUCGAAUUUGAAUUAAAACGAUUGCUUGCAAUUAAAAUAGACAAGAGGACAAAAUAAAAGAAAAAAAUGUUAUUUUUCAUCAGACAUCAUGUCAUUUUCAAUUUUAAUUUUCAAGCUUCGAAGAGUAUUAUCGCAAUUUCAUAUAA
Molecule: messenger RNA, 2110 nt
Organism: Pogonomyrmex barbatus (red harvester ant)
Lineage: Eukaryota; Metazoa; Arthropoda; Insecta; Hymenoptera; Formicidae
Source: RefSeq, a predicted model, not a curated record